Messenger RNA from Salarias fasciatus (jewelled blenny), 2448 nucleotides. It is a transcript of the gene cdh16, whose product is annotated as cadherin 16, KSP-cadherin. The transcript is spliced from 17 exons. The record is from RefSeq and is a predicted model, not a curated record. Gene Ontology annotation, biological process: multicellular organism development; adherens junction organization; cell migration. Bases 1 to 2448 code for a protein of 815 amino acids. Gene Ontology annotation, molecular function: calcium ion binding; beta-catenin binding; cadherin binding. Lineage: Eukaryota; Metazoa; Chordata; Actinopteri; Blenniiformes; Blenniidae. Gene Ontology annotation, cellular component: catenin complex; plasma membrane; adherens junction.
AUGCACAUCACAGCAUUCAUAUUGGCGGCGCUUUACACAACUGCACCCUGCUCUGGGGCGAAUGUUAAAAUUGGCGUCCCUGAAAACUACGAUGGCAUUUUUCCAUGGUAUCUGGCCAAGCUUCAAAGCUUGCCAAGUAAUUACAGUGACCUGGUUGUAAGAGGAGAUGAUGAAGGAAUAUUUGGAAUUGAUGUCCAGUUCUUGUAUGCUCUCAAACCACUGGACAGAGAGAAGCAGCCCUCUUACUCUCUACAGGUGUCCUUCCGAACAUCCUUGCAUCAUCAGAGCUUCACGGUUGAAGUGUGUGUCAUCGACAAGAACGACAACGUGCCUGCUUUCAUAGAGGAGAGCAUGAGAGGCAGCGUGCAGCUCGGGCUUCUUAAAGGGAUCCCAUUCAUGCAAGUGGAGGCGUCGGACCGUGACGACCGCAACACUGCCCAUGCUGAACUGCGGUUCAGCCUGAUGGAACAAACUCCCAGGAUCCCCUCCAGCCAAAUGUUCUUCAUUGACUCCAUCACUGGAGAGGUUUCUCUCACUGAGGAAGGUGCCUCCACUCUGGACCCGGAGAUGUGUGGACGGUACAAACUCUCAGUGAUGGUGAAGGACAUGGCAGGAAAGGUGAACGCCUUCUUCACGACUGGCAUCGUAACCGUGGAGGUGACGGGAAACACCUGGGCAUCUCCCGACCCGGUGCGGCUCCAGGAGAACCUGCCGGGCCCUUACCCCAUCCCCAUCUCACAGGUCAAAUGGAGUGGAAGCCAGGCAGAGUACAGUCUGGAGGGGGAGUUUCCAGAGAUGCUCUUCACCAUCAGCAGAGAAGGAGUCAUUUAUCUUAACGCCCCUCUGGACAGAGAGACACAAGACCAGUUCCAAAUCAGUAUCGUGGUUGAGCGCCCAGACGGCAGACAGAUUGCCAAGCCAGUGGAGUUGAGGGUGAUGGUGGGCGAUGCCAAUGAUAACAGACCCACUUUUCCACAAGCACAGUACCAUACUGUGGUAAAGGAGCUGGCUGCUCGAGGGACAGAAAUCCUGACGGUGCAGGCAGCCGACAACGACGAUCCAAAGACGGACAAUGUGCGGAUCUUCUAUCGUCUAAUUGGACAAAUUCCAGAGAGUCCUCGCGCCCUCUUCAGAGUGGACCGUGACUCAGGGGUCAUCUCAGUCCAGGCAGACAGCAUGGAGGGCACAGCGCCACAGUACACUCUGACCAUCACUGCUGAGGAUGCUAAAGGUCUGAACAGCUCCUGCACCGUGGUUGUGACCGUCCAGGACGAGAACAACAACCCGCCGGUCUUCUCCCAGCAUGAGUACGGACCCUUUCACAUCCCGGAGGACGCUCCGGUGGGCACCACGGUGACAGCUGUGCUGGCGGGGGACGCAGAUGUUCGAGGGGGAGACAGCUGGCAGGUGGACUACCGUCUCGAGUCUGGAAACGAGGAAGAGGUCUUCACAUUAGUGACAGAUAAGCAGACCAACGAGGUCUCGCUCGUGCUUUCAAAGGUUUUGGAUUUUGAGCGUGAGAGUGAGUACAUCCUGGUCCUCAGUGCCCAGAAUCCAGUGGCUCUGGUCCGUGGCCGAUACGGACCUGCAUCCACAGCCACAGUCUCUAUUUAUGUUGACGAUGUAAACGAGGGUCCGGUCUUGUCUCAAAGCCAUUAUGAGGUGACGGUCAGAGAGGGGGAGGAGCCCGGUCGAGUUAUUGCCACCAUCCGAGGUUACGACCCCGACUCCCACCCAAUAAGAUAUUCUCUUCAGGGAGACACAAAGAAAUACUUUUCAAUAGGGAAGUACUCUGGUGAACUUAAAACUGUGCAGGCCUUGGACAGAGAGGAGAACAGCACGUACACCAUGGCGGUCAUUGCGGUGGAUGCACGAAACGCUUCCUUAUCCGCCUCCACCCUGGUGACGGUCCAGAUCCUGGACGUGAACGACAACAGCCCCGUGCUGGUUGGAGAUUACUCCUGGAAGUACCUGUGCACUCCUCGCUGGGAGGACCAGGCUCUGGUGCUCGCUUCCCGAGACAGCGACGGUCCGCAGCAUGGAGGGAGGCUCAACUUCUCCCUCCGAAGUGAUGCCACAGUCCGACGAAACUGGAAACUAACGCCUAUAAAUGAUACUCACACCAACCUGUCUCUGAACAUCCCGUACCUGGCCCCGGAGGUCUACACCGUGCCCUUCACCAUCUCCGACAGCAGCUCUCCUCCCAGGAGCACCUUCAUAAACCUGCCAGUCACAGUGUGUCCCUGCAACGUCAGAGGAAACUGCAAAAUGGCUGCCAAACAGUUGCAGGGCAUGCCGACCAUUCAGUCCGCCGUGGGCAUCCUGCUCGGCACCUUCGCAGUCAUAGGGACUAUCCUCAUUGUUGUAUUUGUGAGACUCUCAUACCAGAACCCCAAAGAGGAAACUAAAACUAACCAGGAGAGAGUUCCCCUGAAGAUCGCCAUCUGA